AUGGCCAACACCGAAGACCGCAUGAUAAUCGGGACGAACCGCACACCCACAAAUCCCACACCGUUAUCCGCGCCCCAAGAACAACAAGUCAAAGACCUGUACUACAAAAACGUGCGGGCGAAAUGCGCAAAGGAGAUUGAGACAUUCGCCCAAUGCGCCCUCGGCCGCACCUUCACAAUGAUAUACGCGUGUCGCCAACCACGACUGGCGAUGAAUAGUUGCAUGUUACAGUAUCAGAAUCAGGAUGAGUUGGAUAAGGCGAGGUUGGAGUGGUUUGCGUUGGCGGAGGAGAGGAGGCAGGCAAGGAUAGACCACCAAAGAAAGCUGGAAGAUGCGCGGGAAAAACACAAAGAAUGGUGGAAUCUAGAUGAGAGUGGGAGGACGCUGGGGAAGAGGGCGGAAACGGUUAAUGAGGAGGGACUGAGGAGGAAAGAGGAGAAUAGGGUUGAUGAUAGGGGCGUUACUAGGGGUGGAGUUUAUGGGUCGAGAUGA
This is a messenger RNA of Alternaria arbusti, 492 nucleotides long. RefSeq lists its product as uncharacterized. The record is from RefSeq and is a predicted model, not a curated record. NCBI's taxonomy places the organism in Eukaryota, Fungi, Ascomycota, Dothideomycetes, Pleosporales, Pleosporaceae. The transcript is spliced from 3 exons. Gene Ontology annotation, cellular component: mitochondrion. Bases 1 to 492 code for a protein of 163 amino acids.